AUGUCAGGUGACCAGCGAGUCCACCCUAGCGAAUCCUCACCCGCUAGGUUCCCCGCCUCGGGGGAACACCCCCCGCACGACGGAGCCCGCGACGAACGCCCCGCAGCGGUAGCAGAGCGCUACUGGCAACUGUUCAAUGACCCAGGCUUGACGCCUCCCGACGGCGCCCCUGCUGGCCUGCCAUCAGUAUCACCCGAGGCUUUCCAUGACCUCGCCCAUCAGGUCCGGACCCUAACCGGCAUGAUCCAGACCAUCAUCCCGAUCGUCUCCCAAUGGACCCCCUCGCACACGACUCGGCCCUCGCCACAACAGGAGACCCCUGUCCAGACUCACGUACCACUCCCUGAGCUCCCCGUCUCACCUCAGAACCCCGCAACUCGGCCGAGGAGCCGAGAAGCGGAAAACAUGCCGAGUCGACCCGAGCCCAACGCUCCGACCGCUGACUCGACUAAUGCCCUGCGGGCUCAGCUGCGCCUCGUCAGUCAAAGGCUUGACGAGGUACAACUGGAAGUCCGCAAGUCAAAAGGAGAGCCCGGGGUGGACGGACGUCAAGCAUCCCCGUUCACCCCCGAGAUACAAGAGCAGGCGAUCCCGUCGCACUUCCGCCUUCCCUCCCUGGACGCGUACGACGGCGCCACCGACCCGACAGACCACGUGGCCGCCUUUCGCGCCCAGAUGGCAUUAUUCGGAACUUCCGAUGCCCUGAUGUGUAGGACAUUCCCCACGACUCUCCGGGGGCCGGCCCGCACAUGGUACAGCGGCUUGAAGCCAGGGACCGUCGCCUCCUUCGACCAGCUCGCCAAAGAUUUUCAGCUCAACUUCCUGGCGUAUGCCCGACCCAAGCCAUCCAUGGCGUUGCUCCUCGGGCUCAAUCAGAAGGAGGACGAGCCCCUCUCCCAUUUCGUGAACCGAUUUACGACCCAAAUCCAUGGACUGUCGGACGCUCACCCCUCUUUCUUGAUGCAGGCAUUUAUGACAGGCCUCCGACCCUCCAGAUUCUUCUGGUCGCUCGUGGAGCGACCCCCCACCGCGGUUCCCGAGAUGCUCCAACGUGCUAGUCAGUUCAUCGCAGCGGAGACUUGGAUGGCCGGAAGGCGAGAGGAACACAAAAAGGUUAAGUCGGAGCCACCCCAACAGCAACCGCCCGCCGCCUCUCGACGAAAGUUGGACAGACCUGACCCAAGGCCCCCUCUUCCCGCCUUGAAUUCUUCUCGGACUGAAAUAUUCCUACACGAGAAGGAGAAAGGACUGCUCAAAGACCCUCGCCCGAUGAGGAACCCGCGGGAGCUCGCGGACCGAUCAAGAUAUUGCCGAUUCCAUCGGCAGCACGGGCACGACACCGAGCAGUGCUACGAAUUGAAGAGACAAAUCGAGGAGCUCAUCCUCAGGGGACACCUCGGCCAGUACCUGCGGCCGAAUAAAGAACGGUCUCCUCGCCCGGAGGGCCCCGUCGAGCGGCACAUCGACGUGAUAGCCGGGGGUCCCGCAUCAGGAGGAGGCUCUACGUCAGGCAGGAAGGCGUAUGCUCGAGCCGCCCCCGAAGCCUCAGGGCACGAGCUGGAGCCCGAGAUUACCUUUCCAACCGGAGCUACCGAGCAACCCGACCACGACGACGCCCUGGUAAUAUCCGCCAGGGUAGCCAACGCACAUAUGAGGAGGAUCAUGGUCGACACAGGGAGCUCGGCCGACAUACUCUACCUCGACGCCUUUCAGAAGCUAGGCUUGGCCAGGAGAAACCUAAGCCCGAUGUGCUCAGCGCUCACCGAUUUUACGGGAGAUUCAAUAUCGCCCUUGGGGUCCAUUUCCUUGCCCUUGACCCUGGGGACCCCGCCGAGGUCGAAGACGGUGAUGACCACUUUCCUGGUAGUCGACCUCCCUACCGGUUACAAUGCCAUACUCGGUCGGCCAACCCUCAACAAAGUCAGAGCGGUCGUCUCGACCUACUACCAGACCAUCAAAUUCCCGACUCACGAUGGAGUCGGAGAAGCCACAGGAAGCCCCCAAGAAUCCCGGCGGUGCUACCUUACCGCCGUAUCAUUGGGCAAGAAAACCAGGACCAAGUCACCCCUGGCAGAUCCGCGGGAAACAAAAAGACUGACUCCUCAUCCCCAGCCGACGGGAUCCACCGUCGACAUUCCCUUGGUAGAAGCCCGACCAGACCAGACCGUGAAGGUCGGAUCCGAACUACCUGAGCAAGAACGGGAACAACUCGUCGGUCUCCUACGGGAAAAUGCCGACGUCUUCGCCUGGUCCCCGUCGGACAUGACAGGCGUCGACCCAGAGGUCGCGGAACACCACCUCAACAUCCCGCCUGACGCCCGCCCGGUAAAGCAAAAGGCUCGAUCCCAGGCUCCCGACCGACAGCGCGCAAUACAAGAGGAGGUGGACCGGCUCCUGGGCGCGGGCUUCAUAGAAGAAACCAAGUAUCCCCAGUGGCUGUCCAAUGUAGUCCUCGUGAAGAAACACAAUGGAAGCUGGAGGAUGUGUGUUGACUACACCAGUCUCAACGACGCAUGCCCUAAAGACUGCUAUCCCCUCCCGAGGAUCGACCAGCUGAUCGACGCGACAACCGGUCACGCACGACUCUCUUUUAUGGAUGCCUACUCAGGGUACAACCAGAUUAGGAUGGCACCCGGGGACAGAGAGCACACGGCCUUCCUUACCGAUCAAGGCGUAUACUUCUACAAAGUCAUGCCGUUCGGGCUGAAAAAUGCCGGGGCCACAUAUCAGAGGACGGUAAACAAGAUGUUCUCCCAUCAAAUAGGGAGAAACAUGGAGGUCUACGUAGACGAUAUGAUCGUGAAAAGCCGGGAAGCCAUAACACACCUUGCCGACCUAGCCGAGGCCUUCGCCACGCUACGCAGGUACGGCAUGCGACUCAACCCCACAAAGUGCGCCUUCGGCGUCACCUCCGGGAAGUUCCUCGGGUUCAUCGUGCACGAGAGAGGAAUCGACGCUAACCCGGAGAAGGUUCAAGCUAUAAUCAAUAUGCAGCGAUCGCUGCCUCCCAUUUUUCAAGGCGCUCAAGAGCCCGCGAAGCUUCCAGUGGACACCAGAAUGCGAGGAGGCCUCCCCCGGCUCACCUCCGUCUCCCCGGGUGAGAAGCUGCGCCUCUACCUGGCGGCCUCCCAGCAUGCGGUCAGCUCCGUCUUGGUCAAGGAAAGCUCCGGCCAACAACUCCCGAUUUACUACGUCAGCCACAUCCUAAGCGGGCCUGAGGAGCGCUACCCUCCAAUAGAGAAACUCGCGCUCGCCCUGGUGCUCUCAGCUCGGAAGCUGCGCCCCUACUUCCAGGCACACCCGGUGGAAGUCAUCACCGACCAACCCCUUCGGCAGGUCUUAACAAAAUUUGAUGUCGCUGGACGGCUCCUCAAAUGGGCGGUGGAGCUCGGCGAACAUGACAUAAGCUACCUGCCCAGGACCGCCAUCAAGGCCCAGGUGGCAGCUGACUUCAUUGCGGAGCUGACACAGCUGGAGAACGCAGGCCCCGAGCAAGCUCCCGAAGCUUGGACCCUGCACGUUGACGGCUCGGCCAACCCAAAGGGCGCCGGCGCAGGGCUGGUCCUCCUCGCCCCCGAUGGACGCUCGUUCGAGCGAUCCCUUCGGUUCGGAUUCAAAGCCACCAACAACGAGGCGGAGUACGAGGCGCUCCUGGCAGGGCUGGAACUGGCCCUCGAGAUGCAGGUGGCCGCGAUACGCGUCCUCACCGACUCACAACUUGUGGCCGAGCAGCUCAACGGCGGAUACGAAGCUCGGGACACGACCAUGGCGAAAUACCUGGCACGGGUAAGAGACCUAACUGCCAAGUUUCGCUAUUUCAUAUUGUCCAGCGUUCCGAGGGAAGAGAACGAGCGGGCCGACGCACUAGCUAAGCUGGCGUCGAAACCAGUCGCCGAAACACGACCAGAGAUCGAGGAGCUCCCAACCCGCGCCGUCGAAAUGACAACUACAGCCCCAGGCGACGCUCCGGCCACAUGGGUACAAGAGUUGCUGCGCUUCAAGCAAGAUGGAACCCUCCCCCUCGACGAAGUCGCGGCUCGGCGCCUGCGUCGCACGCACGCGUGGUACACCGUGGAGUGUGGGCGCCUCUAUAAACGAUCCUUCACCUACCCCCUCCUGCGAUGCUUAGAGCCAGACGAAGCCCAGAUGGUCCUAACAGAAACCCACGAGGGGAUAUGCGGAGAGCAUAUCGGCGGGCGAACCCUGGCGCACAAGGUACUCCGUCAAGGCUACUACUGGCCGACCAUGUCCCAAGACGCCAAAGCCUACGUCCGGCGGUGCAGUUCGUGCCAGCAGCACGCCCGCACACCCCGACAGCCCGCGGCCCCGCUCAGCCCCAUCGACUGCGCAUGGCCAUUCGCACAGUGGGGGUUGGACUUGCUCGGACCCUUCCCACCAGCCUCCGGACAGCGGAAGUACAUAAUUGUGAGGGUGGACUAUUUCACGAAGUGGGUCGAGGCCGAACCGCUAGCUACAACCACGGAAUAUCAAAUAGAGAAAUUCGUGUGGAAGAACCUUGUGACUCGGUUCGGGUUGCCCAGGGCCAUCAUCACAGACAAUGGACCUCAGUUCUCCAGCAGAAGAUUCCAAGAAUUCUGUGUCGAUCAUGGCAUCCAGCUGAGAUUCAGUUCGGUGGCCCACCCUCAGACCAACGGACUAGCGGAGGUGACCAACCGGACCAUCCUGGACGGACUCAAAAGAAGAGUGACCGCGGCCUGA
Messenger RNA from Musa acuminata AAA Group (dessert banana), 4719 nucleotides. RefSeq lists its product as uncharacterized. The record is from RefSeq and is a predicted model, not a curated record. Gene Ontology annotation, biological process: DNA integration. NCBI's taxonomy places the organism in Eukaryota, Viridiplantae, Streptophyta, Magnoliopsida, Zingiberales, Musaceae. The coding region runs from base 1 to 4719 and encodes 1572 amino acids. Gene Ontology annotation, molecular function: RNA-DNA hybrid ribonuclease activity; nucleic acid binding. The transcript is spliced from 2 exons.